Prunus armeniaca (apricot) is the source of this 609-nucleotide messenger RNA. The record is from the annotation of a GenBank genome assembly. NCBI's taxonomy places the organism in Eukaryota, Viridiplantae, Streptophyta, Magnoliopsida, Rosales, Rosaceae.
AUGGAAGUGCAUCAUCACACACAGGACUCUGAGGAAACAUAUGGUGAUGCUGAUAACUUGAGCUUGUACCAGCAGCUGUACAGCUAUGCUACUCAGGGCAACACAAAUAGAUUCCAGGACACUAUUGAAAAGGAGCUUCAGGAUCCCAAUGCUCGCGUUCAGUUUCUGUCUAGACAGAGUCCCCAGAAAAACACAUUUGUUCACAUAGCUGUGAGCUUCGGCCAUGUCGAACUAGCAGCCAAGAUCUUACAACAACACAAGCCCCUUUUGUUAAAGAAAAACUCCGAAGGUGACACUGCGCUCCACAUUGCGGCCAAAGCUGGGGAUGUACAUACGACAACAAACACUCUUCUCCGUGAAGCACAAGGAACAACAAACGUUGAAAAUACUGAUGAUGUAUUGACGUUGCUGAGGAUGAAAAAUAAUGAGGAAAACACUGCCCUGCACGAAGCCCUGAUUCGAGGUCACCAAUUAGUAGCCAAGCGUUUGAUAGAGGCCGAUCCUACCGUUUCACUUUACACUAAUAAGGAACAAAAGUCCCCUCUGUAUCUGGCCACUGAAGAAGGGCUUGUUGAGAUAGUGAAGCUAAUAAACGAAAAAAGCAGUUGA